This is a messenger RNA of Mizuhopecten yessoensis (Yesso scallop), 455 nucleotides long. RefSeq names its product C-type lectin domain family 4 member D-like. The transcript is spliced from 3 exons. Bases 42 to 455 code for a protein of 137 amino acids. The record is from RefSeq and is a predicted model, not a curated record. NCBI's taxonomy places the organism in Eukaryota, Metazoa, Mollusca, Bivalvia, Pectinida, Pectinidae.
AUGGAACCGGAGUAUGCAACUGUCUUGAAAGGAAGACGGGUAUGACGUCACAACUUGGAAAUCGCCUUUGGAACCGCCUUUUUGAUGGUUUCUUGUAUAAUGCACAACUGGAAUGGCAUAUCGGCCUGUUCCUAAACAUCAAGAAAACACAGGCUGAGGCGGAGUCGUUCUGUGGUACUCUGGAGGGGAGAUUGGCCGUCCUAGAUACAGAUGAGAAGCUGAAUUACGUCUUAGGACUGUCUGACUACCAAGCUGGAAGAUUCAUCUUUGUAGGCGCGACGGAUGAGGAAACUGAACGGAUGUUUGUAUGGAGUAACGGCGCUAACCUUACAACCAAUUGGUAUACCAAUGAACCAAACCGUUACCGUGACGAAAACUGUGUUGCUAUAUAUCACUCUGCUUUCAUUGACAUCUCGUGUGCAUUCCUUUGUAAUUUUGCAUGCGAAAUUGUGUAG